AUGGCAGACACUGCUGCAGAUUACUAUGAAAAAUUAUUGGAAGCACCUAUAGUAAUUCGUCCGCACCCUUAUGUCGAUGCUCCUUUUAUGCAAUGGGAGAAUGAAGCCGAAUUAAUUCCAACUGUCACUUAUCCAGAAAUACUAAACAUACUACGUUCAAGAAAGAAAAAACAAUCUCUUGAUAUACACGGACUUUCUCCAUUUAUACUUGAUAAAAUACCUAAAAAUUACUGGCAUCUCCUGGUUCAACUGUAUAAUUACUCUUUUAGUGAAGGUUACAUAUUAAACAAAUUUAAAGAAGUAAGAAUGAUUCUUUUGGCAAAGAAAAAUGCGAUCUGUAUACCGGACCAAACUAGACCAAUAUCACUGCUCGACUCCUUUCUGAAGGUACAAGAAAAAUUAUUUCAUUGUCGAUUUUUAAAAAUCUUAAAAGAUCGUGGUAUUCUGCCUGACAAUCAGUCGGGUUUUCGAGCCGGAUUUAGAUUACAAACACGUGUAUUACUCCUCAUUGAUCAAAUCUCAUCGUAUAUGUCAAACAGCUCUCCGACAACGACGGUCUUCGUCGAUUUUAAGUCAGCAUUUGACCAGUUGUGGUUCGAGGGAUGUUUGGGUAAACUAGCUAGAAUUGGAAUUCCGACUGCCUAUGUUAAUUGGAUUCGAGCGUGGCUUAACGAUCGUAAAGCAGUUAUUGAGGUAAAAGGUAAAAGAUCAAGAUGGAUCAAAAUUCAUCGUGGUUGUCCUCAAGGCUCGAGUUUCUCUCCCACGUUAUUUAUCACAUACCACAGCGAUAUGGCUGAUUAUUUACCAGGUGCAAUGUCAUUCUUCUUUGCUGAUGAUCUCGCCGCUGUACUUGCCGGUCAAAUCGGAAUCCGAUUUACAAAUCAAUGCAUCGAUCUAGAAUACCGUUUACAAAAUUUUCUCGAUCAACUUGAACUCUAUUCAAUCCUAUCUGUGCAGCCGGUCAAUUAUAGUAAAACACAAGCUAUGUUCUCUGCGAGAGCUGUUAGUUAUCCAAAUCCAUUACCUCAGGUUCACUGCGGGGAUCACAGCUUGGAAUGGAUCACCGCUUUUAAGUACCUUGGUUAUUGGCUGUCGACCAAGUUAGGCUGGGGUAGUAUCAUUCGUAAGACCACCUUAAUCGUUCAUAUUAUAUGUGAUUAUUAUAUGGAACAAUUAUUAAAAUCUUGUUAUUGUGGUACAUAUGAAUUAGCUUAUACAGGUUUUCUUAUUAUUUGUGAACAACUUUGGAGUUCAAAUUGUAAUGAAUUUUGUAAUUUAACAAUAAAAAUGGAAUAA
Rotaria sp. Silwood2 is the source of this 1296-nucleotide messenger RNA. The record is from the annotation of a GenBank genome assembly. Lineage: Eukaryota; Metazoa; Rotifera; Eurotatoria; Philodinida; Philodinidae.